Molecule: messenger RNA, 600 nt
Organism: Acaulospora morrowiae
Lineage: Eukaryota; Fungi; Glomeromycota; Glomeromycetes; Diversisporales; Acaulosporaceae
Source: the annotation of a GenBank genome assembly
AUGUCGUCCUGUCCAAAGAAAAAUGCGCAAAAGGAAUGGCCGAGAAUUGAAAAUGGUUUUGGCGUGAAUGUCAAUGUUUUAGGCGAAUCUAUGAUCAAGUUUCGCACCGCGAGGGUCAGAGAACUUGUGACGUGCGUCAGUUCAGAGAGGCAUCUUUAUUUAUCCAUUGAUAUCAUUUUGGUGACAAUGCAGAUCAAGGUCGUCGUCGUUGAAAUGCUUCGAUCGGAUGCAAUUGGGGCAUUGAAGGUCGGUGCAUACGAUGAGGAGUUGCAGAACUGUUUCCUGUUUCAAAUGUGCCUGCUCAGAUGUGCCUGCAAAACAUUAUUUUUAACUUUUGCGCCAAAAGAGCGUCUGAAAAGCACGUUCACGUCAAAGGAAAUGAACGAAGUACAAUCGCGUGUAUUGCAGAGUCCAUCGGCGGGACUUCAAGACACUCCACCAAUCAGGUCUGACCUGAAAACUUGUUCGCCACCAACAAUUCGAGGACUUUUUGAGUUUCGUUUGGUGCGAUUGCCUAUAAAACCCACACGAAGUGAGAGUUGUGUGGGAAAGGGAUACGCACCGAACGAUCAUUCAAAAGAGUACAGGAAUAAUAAGUGA